Prunus armeniaca (apricot) is the source of this 402-nucleotide messenger RNA. Lineage: Eukaryota; Viridiplantae; Streptophyta; Magnoliopsida; Rosales; Rosaceae. The record is from the annotation of a GenBank genome assembly.
AUGAUCCUCCACAAGGCCGACAACGCACUGAUGUGCAAGGCGUUUGCAAUGACCUUGCGAGGAGCAGCUCAGGACUGGUUCCACACCCUGCCAUCCGGGUCGAUCAACAGUUUCAAGGAGCUUGCCUAUGUCUUCACUAAAGAAUACACUUCUUAUCGGACGAUCAAGAAGAACCCAGAUCAUCUGUUCAACCUGCGCAAGAAGCCCGACGAAUCCAUUCGAGAUUACAUCAAGAGGUUCAAAGCAGAAAAGGCCAACAUCGUAGGGUGCAACGACCAAAUCACAUUAUCUGCCUUCAAGAAAGGUCUUCCAGCAGAACACGAGUUAUACCGCGAGUUGACUAUCACUCCCAGCCAGACUCUAGCAGAGGUCUUCACGACCGCAGAACGUUACGCGCUCUAG